Messenger RNA from Dictyostelium discoideum AX4, 132 nucleotides. RefSeq lists its product as hypothetical. The coding region runs from base 1 to 132 and encodes 43 amino acids. The record is from RefSeq and is a predicted model, not a curated record. The transcript has a single exon. Lineage: Eukaryota; Evosea; Eumycetozoa; Dictyosteliales; Dictyosteliaceae.
AUGACACACAAUGACGAUAUAAAUAAAUAUGAUAUUAAUAACUUGUCAUUGUUUUACAAUAAUAAAGUAUCAAGAUGGAGUCCAACUAUAAUUUGGAGAGGACAAGGCGGAAGAAAUCGUGUAGUUUUCUAA